Molecule: messenger RNA, 2701 nt
Organism: Zonotrichia leucophrys gambelii
Lineage: Eukaryota; Metazoa; Chordata; Aves; Passeriformes; Passerellidae
Product: ras-related protein Rab-6A-like
Exons: 8
Coding region: 99-734 (211 amino acids)
Biological process (GO): vesicle-mediated transport
Molecular function (GO): GTPase activity; GTP binding
Source: RefSeq, a predicted model, not a curated record
UGACGCGGCGGAGGUGACGCGCGGGGCGGUGGUACCGGGGCGCUCGGCGCUGUCUCCUUGUCCCCAUCACGGCUCCCGCUCGGCCCCCCCGCGCCGCCAUGUCCGCGCCCGGCAGCGGCGGCGACUUCGGGAACCCGCUCAGGAAGUUCAAGCUCGUCUUUCUGGGCGAGCAGAGCGUUGGGAAGACCUCCCUGAUCACCAGGUUUAUGUAUGACAGUUUUGACAAUACUUACCAGGCAACCAUUGGAAUUGAUUUCCUGUCCAAAACAAUGUACCUGGAGGAUCGCACGGUGCGGCUGCAGCUCUGGGACACGGCGGGGCAGGAGCGGUUCCGCAGCCUCAUCCCCAGCUACAUCCGCGACUCCACCAUCGCCGUCGUGGUCUAUGACAUCACAAACUUGAAUUCUUUCCAGCAAACCUCCAAGUGGAUCGAUGACGUCAGGACAGAGCGAGGCAGUGACGUCAUCAUCAUGUUGGUGGGGAACAAAACCGACCUGGCAGAUAAGAGGCAAAUCACCACAGAGGAAGGGGAACAGAGAGCCAAAGAGCUGAAUGUGAUGUUCAUUGAGACCAGUGCAAAGACUGGCUACAAUGUGAAACAGCUUUUCCGCCGUGUGGCUGCUGCCUUACCUGGGAUGGACAGCACACCAGAGAAGAGCAAAGAAGACAUGAUUGACAUCAAACUAGAGAAGCCCCCCGAGCAGCCAGUGACGGAGAGCGGCUGCUCCUGCUAACGGCCCUGGCGGCAGCGGCAGCCCCGGCGGCCGGGCUGGAGAACAUCGCGCUCAUCGCCCCCGGGGCUGCCAAACCAUCCCCAAGCGAGCAAUGAACCCCUGGGUACUGGUGGGGAGCAGCCCCAGCUCCCCUCUCACUGCAUGGUUUGAGCCCUGAGUGCAGAAUGAGUGUCCUGUCAUUUGAGUUUAUUUUUUUAUGUUGUUGCACUUUGGCACCACGGUGCCCUUCACACUUUCUCUCUCUCUCUCUCUCUCUCUCUCUCUCUUCCUCCCUUUCUCCCCCUGUUCCCACCUGGAGCCUCCCUGCUCAGAUGUAUCUUGUGAAUGCCAUGGAAAAGCUGCCGAGUUAGGGAAGACAAAAAUGAAGCUUUGGGGGGGUGGGUUCUCUGCCUUCCCUCCUGCCUUGCAUCCUCCCCCUGCCUUCUCCAGCCCCCUGUCCUGCAUCCCCACUUCCUCUGGUGAAAGGCUGCUCCUUAAACUUAAACCAGUCACUUGGACUUGCCUUUUUGGACUCUGCAGGUUCCCAGGCUUUGCUUCCCGCAGGGCACACAGCCCAUGAGCUCUUUGGUUUCUCCUUUCUGUGGAUGACCCUGGCUAACUCUUGCUCACCACUUCCCAGUUUUGCCCCUCGAGUCACACAGGCCCUGGAAAGCCCCAGACUCUGAGAGCUUUGGCCUUGUUGCUCCCAUUUGUGUGGCAGGGACAUCCCAGAGCCUGCUGGAAUCUCUUCCCAUCCAGAGGAUGUUGGUGAGUGUUGGCUGCACGAGGGACCAGAGGCUUUGCAGCCCGAGGCUGGGUGGGGAGAGAUCCUCAGGGAUUCUGGAAGCGAACAGUGACCUGGAAUCCAUCACUGCAGGGACAGUACCUGCCCUGGGAGUCAUGGAUGCUCCUCAGGCUCCUUCCCUGGUCUCCAUUCUCCUGUUCUUUUAUCAUGGGAGCUGUUUCAUGCGGAGCAGGAGAGCCACAGCCGAGGGAAGGGCAACAUUCCACUCUCAUUCCCAGGUUGCUGCUUGAUGGAAUCAUUCCCAUUGCCUCUGCCCUUGGAGCAGAGCUCUGGGGUGGGACCAGCAGCCAAUUCACUCCUGGGGGAGUUUUAACCUUUGCCAAAGCUGAGGGGAGCAGUGGCAGGGAAUUCCUGUCACAGUGGGUGGAGGAUUGGAGGAUGGGAUGCUGCUGAAGGGAAUUCUGGUGUCACUCCCCAGCCUUGGAGGUUGGGAGCUGCCUCCUUUCCCUCAGCUCCUGGUUUUGAAUUAAUUCAUAGAACUUUUCAGAGAUUUCCUGGGCUUUUGGGUCCACAAAAAGUUGGCAGAGAGGAGAAUUCCGCUGUCCUGUCCCCACCUGGCCUGUGUGACACGGAGCAAGCUGUGGUAGGACAGUGAGCACAGUGUGACCACGGCGGGGGGGUCAGUGUCACUCCCUCCCUUCCCUUGGCAGGGUGUCCCUCAAUCCCUGACCCGAGGAGGGGAAGGGACAGCCCUGUGCUGGGAUGUGGCAGCCCUGGCCUGGCAGCAGCUCACUGAGGUCCCCAGAGUCCCCUCCCCUGGGCCAGCUGGCCGCAAGAGGAAGCUGGGAUGUGAGUCCUGUCCCACCCCUCGGGAAGCUGAUCCCAUUCCCUGUACAUAGCCCCUGUGGGAGUUGCUGGUGUCGGUGUCCGUGUCUGUAGAACAGGUGUUGCUGUCCCUGCCCAGGCAGCUCUGCUGUCCCUGUCCCUCCCUGGCAGCUCUGCUGUCCCUUCGUGUUGUUCGAGUCACGGACCGGGGCGGGAGGGGGGAGACCCCAAUUAGGGGCGGGGGGUAAUUAGUGAAUCCCAUAGUUCCCUUCCCACUGUUUUUCUGGAUGUGUUCCUGCCGUGUGUCCGGCCCCGCUGUCUUGUAGCUGUAGCGAGUAAGUGUGACUGUAACUCUGAGUAAGGACUGUGUGACACAGCCACAGUGUAUCACUAAAUAAAUAAAGUUAUUUCACCAACA